GAAGACCAUUACAAAAAAAAAUGGCAGGUUUUGACAAUGGAGUCAAAUUCAAUUUUGGCAUCACAACUGUCAAUGAUAAGAACUGGUUUUACCUGUUAUCGAUGGAUGGUCAGCUUUGGAAUGACGAGCACAUUGACGUCAUUUUCUAUUACUUUCGGAAGAAAGGAAAGUAUGACAAAAGGAACAAUUUCAGAUUCACCACUGUUGACUGCCUAUUCAAGCAGAGAAUUGAUGUGGUCCACCAUGCAUAUCGCAAUGUUGAAACACAGACAAAUGUGGCAACUGAAGAGCAAGUAUUGAUUGAGUAUGUUAAGGGCCACAGGCUUAUUGCCAAUGUCCCGUGGCAUACCGUUGACAACGUGCUAACACGCUUGCUACACCUGCUGCCACAUUUCCUACAUGCCGUCUGGAUUCUAUGUAAAUCAAAAAGCAUAGAUUUGGUGAAAGACCCAGCAUAUGCGGAUAAGGGACAGAUCGAUAUCCUUGAAGUUGUCUAUGUUGAUAACCUGCCGCAGCAAACUGCUGGUAGCACGGACUGUGGUGUUUUUGUGGCAGCGUAUGCUGAGUAUUUGACAUCGGGUGAAAGGAUUCCAGAUGUCAUUGAUGCACACAUGCGACGUAUGAGAUACGGUGCACUCUUGUGGGACUACGGCGAAGGCAAGGUUGCGACAAUGCAGAGAGUGAUAAUGAAGUUCCACCAAGACCGAACAGCCACCAAUCGAUUAUGA
Lycium ferocissimum is the source of this 728-nucleotide messenger RNA. RefSeq lists its product as uncharacterized. NCBI's taxonomy places the organism in Eukaryota, Viridiplantae, Streptophyta, Magnoliopsida, Solanales, Solanaceae. The record is from RefSeq and is a predicted model, not a curated record. Bases 21 to 728 code for a protein of 235 amino acids. The transcript is spliced from 4 exons.